Spathaspora passalidarum NRRL Y-27907 is the source of this 1210-nucleotide messenger RNA. It is a transcript of the gene RPS8A, whose product is annotated as 40S ribosomal protein eS8. The transcript has 2 exons. The record is from RefSeq and is a predicted model, not a curated record. The coding region runs from base 33 to 638 and encodes 201 amino acids. Lineage: Eukaryota; Fungi; Ascomycota; Pichiomycetes; Serinales; Debaryomycetaceae. Gene Ontology annotation, molecular function: structural constituent of ribosome. Gene Ontology annotation, biological process: maturation of SSU-rRNA from tricistronic rRNA transcript (SSU-rRNA, 5.8S rRNA, LSU-rRNA); translation. Gene Ontology annotation, cellular component: ribosome; cytosolic small ribosomal subunit.
AGUUAACAGUGAUAUUCUUAAGUUAAGGAAAAAUGGGUAUUUCUAGAGAUUCACGUCACAAGAGAUCUGCUACUGGUGCCAAGAGAGCCCAAUUCAGAAAAAAGAGAAAGUUUGAAUUAGGUAGACAACCAGCCAACACCAAGAUUGGUCCAAAGAGAAUCCACUCUGUCAGAACCAGAGGUGGUAACCAAAAGUUCAGAGCUUUAAGAAUUGAAACCGGUAACUUCUCCUGGGCUUCUGAAGGUGUUUCCAGAAAGACCAGAAUUGCCGGUGUCGUUUACCAUCCAUCUAACAACGAAUUGGUUAGAACUAACACUUUAACCAAGUCUGCUGUUGUUCAAAUUGAUGCCACUCCAUUCAGACAAUGGUACGAAAACCACUACGGUGCUACCUUAGGUAAGAAGAAGAACCAACCAGCUGAAACUGAAGAAGUCAAGAGAUCCAGAAAGGUUGAAAGAAAGUUGGCUGCUAGAUCCGGUUCUGCUGCCAUUGAAUCAGCUGUUGACUCUCAAUUCGGUGCUGGUAGAUUAUACGCUGUUAUCUCUUCUAGACCAGGUCAAUCUGGUAGAUGUGAUGGUUACAUCUUGGAAGGUGAAGAAUUAGCUUUCUACUUAAGAAGAUUAACUGCUAAGAAAUAAAUGAUUCUAUAAAUAACAUAUUUAUUACUUACAGCAUCUUUUUAAAUCUUAACCAUACAACAAAAACCAAUAUACAAAUUCGGAUUAUAGUAACCUAACUAUUUGUAUUUUAAUAAUGUAUAGUUUAAUGUAAAACAUCGAUAAAAUAUUUACAGAGCUUGAUUACUCAGGCUUUGUCUUUUGCGUUUCCAUGUUUUUCUGAAGAGUAUACAUUUUCAGAGUCUACAAUUUUUCUACAGCAAAAUUUAUUCAUGUUCAGUUUGUUUAUUUAUUUGGAGUCUAUAGACACUAUUAACUAGCUAUGGAUUACAAGUUAGUAUUUCAAUACAUUAAAAUUUCACAAUUAUGAAAAAGUAAAAGUCAGCUAGAGGCAUGUCGUUGUCCUUCAAAGCACCCAAAAGGCACUCAGUACAGGUCUGUGUAAACAUUUGAUUCAUCAUUUUGAACUUUCAUAACAACUUCGUUCGACGAAGCAAUUCUUUUGAAUAAAACAUACCAGUCGAUUCCAAUAACUGAUUAACCAAGUGCAAGCUUCAUUUAAGAAGUUGCAACUUGUGCACUUUAGAAAGUGU